AUGCAAUCCCUUUUCCGUACUCGGCGAAUUGACGAGGGCUUUUUGCGACACUCGGAAUGGUCACGGAAAUUGGGAGCCCCGUCGAUGAUCGGAAUUGCGUGGAUGUUCUCGAUUCCUUUGUGCGUCUUCGUUUUGACUCCACACUCCCUAUCGACUCUCUCCGGCCCUUCAACAACACUCGCCAUCAUUCUCGCCUUUAUAGUUUCAAUUAGCACAAUGCUCCACUUGGCCGAGCUAUCAUGCGCGAUGCCGAAGAACUGUAGCCCGUAUCACUUUGCUUUUUCCACCAUUGGCGAGCUGCCCGCUUUCAUAUUUGGUUGGCUCUCUUUGACGCAAUCGGCGACAAUCUCGGCUCUCCUCUGCAACUCGUGGGGAAGACAUAUGAAUCUUCUCACUGGUGGCGCACUUCAUCAAAUUUCGCUCGUCAAAUGGGAGUCGACUCAGCAAAACUCGACAAUUCUUCAACAAUUCCUCGGCGAGCACGUCGACGUGGCGGCUCUCAUAGCGAUCACCCUCGCAUUGCCGAUUCUCUUUUGCUCGCUCACGGUGGUGGGCACAGUGUCGGUCUGUCUCGUGAUCGUCACUUGCCUCAUUCUCUUCUCGUGUUCCCUUGUCGCUUUCUUUCACGCGGACACCCUAAAUUGGAUGAAAACGAGCUUUUUCGCGAAUGGAUAUAAUGGAUUCCUUCGCUCAGCAUCAACCUUUUUGUGCUUGUCGAUCGGUGUGGACACGCUUUCGUCGCUUCUCGAAGAGACGUCUCAUCCUAGGAAAAAAAUUGGCUCAAUGUUCCCUUUACUGACUGUUAUCAUUUCAUUGAUGGUUUUCAUCUUUUCAACGGUCAUUUCCCUGGCAAUCGAUCCUCAACGAAUCACCGAGAGAUCGACGGUGCCCGAGCUUUUUCAGCUCGCAAAUGUUCCGACGGCUAGAUACUUAAUGACGGUAGGGUCGGUGUGUGGCUUGUCGGGUGCAGUUUUCGUCUCGUUUCUGCCCGGCUCUCGAAUUUUCUCUCAACUGACAAAUGACCACCUCCUGCCCCUUCCUCGAGACUCCUCUCAUCGACCAUACACCUCGAUCUUUUUCUAUUCACUUCUCGUCUUUUCUCUUCUCUUUUUCCACCACAAAUUCCUCAUCGAUAUCGCCAUUUUUUGCACGAUUCUAAGAGGGAUUUUUGUGAUUUCUCUCACUCACAUUCAACAUUUCCUACCCGAACCUAUCGGCUUCACUCAUGAGAGUGCUCACUAUAAAAAGAUUCGAAUUGUCUCUCGUGGCUCAAAUUCGAUCGCGAUCACUUCAUCAUUCGCCUCAUCGAUAUCCGAAGCGGCCGUUUUGCAGAUGAAAGUCGCGAAAACGGAAACUGAUAAAUUGCAGAAUCGAUUGGAAAGACGGCUUACUGAAUCGUCACAACUAAUCGGAAUCCCGAAAUCAGUGUCUCAAUAUCAGACGAUUGAACGCAACUCUCGACCCGGGUCGAUUUCCUCGUUCGCCGCCGUGAACAAGGGUCACAAUUGUAUUGAGGAAGCCUGCUCACAUACCGGAUCAUAUGGGUCUGGCCGGGCUCAUUUGUACUCACGAAUCGAUCCCGAUAUCCCAAAUGUUUCUGUGUUCAAUGCGAAAAAUGCUCAUCGACAGUACUUUCCUAUUGAUCCAGUUGAGAAUCAUUUAACUGCGGUGCGGACUCUGAUGCUUUUCCUCAUCCUCUCAACCUUAUUAGCGCUGCUAGUGACGACUUUGGAUUUUAUCCAUGUCUCCUCAAUCGUUCUUUUCAUCUGUUUAUCCACACUGCUAUUGCUCAAUUUGGUGAUCAUUUGUCGACUGCAAACGAACGAUCACAUUUGCAAGCGUCAAGCGAUCACUCCGUAUUUCCCAUACUCAACCUAUUUCACGUUAUUCAUCCUGUGUCUUUUGCUGAGCUCAACGAAAUUUCGCACGCUUUUUUGGGCAAUAAUUUGGACGUUUUCAGGCAUCAUUAUCUACUUUUUAUAUGGAUUCAAAAACAGUACGGAGCGAUAUUCAACGAAUUGUGUCAUUCUUGAAAACACAGAUGCAAGAAGAGCUGAAGAAGAAGAGCAAUGUGAACAAAUUGUUGAUGGAGAACGGAUGACAUCGCUCGAAAGUCAAAACACAUUGAAUAUUGAA
This is a messenger RNA of Mesorhabditis belari, 2136 nucleotides long. Lineage: Eukaryota; Metazoa; Nematoda; Chromadorea; Rhabditida; Rhabditidae. The record is from the annotation of a GenBank genome assembly.